UGCCAAGGCUAAGAAGCCCUUUACUAUUGGUGAAGAGUUGAUCCUGCCUGUCCUUGCUUUUAGGAGAGGCUGCAGUUAAAAAGAUAGCACAGGUUCCUCUUUCGGCUAGCACCAUAACUAGACGAAUUGAUGAAAUAGCAGAGGACAUUGAGGUACAAUUGUUAGAGAGGAUUAAUGAGUCACCGUGGUACGCAAUUCAAGUUGAUGAGUCUACUGACGUUGACAACAAGGCAAUAAUGCUUGUCUUUGUGCGAUAUAUAUUUCAGGAGGAUGUGCAUGAGGAUAUGUUAUGUGCAUUAUUGUUGGCAACCAACACCACAGCUGCUGAGCUAUUCAAGUCCUUGGAUGAUUACAUAACAGGAAAACUAAACUGGUCAUUUUGUGUCGGUGUUUGCACAGAUGGAGCCGCUGCCAUGACUGGACGGCUUUCUGGUUUAACUACUCGGGUCAAGGAGGUUGCGCCUGAAUGUGAGUCUACGCACUGUGUCAUCCAUAGAGAAAUGCUGGCUAGCCGAAAAAUGUCACCCGAACUUGACAGCGUUUUGAAAGAUGUGAUUAAAGUAAUAAAUUACAUCAAAGUACAUGCCCUUGACUCUCGUCUGUUUGAGCAGCUCUGUGAGGAGAUGGACACUGAGCACAAACGUCUUUUGUUACAUACAGAAGUGAGGUGGCUUUCUAGAGGUAGAUCUCUGGCAAGAGUUUUUGAGUUACGAGAGCCGCUUCAUAGAUUUCUUUUAGAAAAAGAAUCACCACUUGCUGCACAUUUCAGCAGUAAAGAAUGGGUUUUAAAACUUGCUUACUUGUGUGACAUAUUCAACUUGCUCAAUGACCUCAAUCUGUCACUUCAGGGGAGAAUGACAACUGUCUUCAAGUUGGCAGAUAAAGUGGCUGCAUUCAAAGCGAAACUGGAAUUGUGGGGACGGCGAGUCAAAAUAGGGAUAUUUGACAUGUUUCAAACAUUAGCAGGGAUUUUGGAAGAGACCGAGCCUGUACCUUCAUUCUCCCAAUUGCUGUACGCUCACCUAUCUCAGCUUUUAAAAGAGUUUGAGCGUUAUUUUCCAAGCACACAAGACCCUCGAACCAGGAAGGAAUGGAUCCGUGACCCAUUUGUGAACAAGCCUGGUGAGGCAACCUUGUCCGUGCUAGAAGAAGACCAACUGCUUGAGAUUGCAAAUGAUGGCGGCCUGAAAAGUAUGUUUGAGACGUCAAAUCUUGCAACGUUCUGGAUUAAAGUCAAGGCAGAACAUCCUGAGAUCUCCACAAAAGCGCUGAAGACUCUGCUGCCAUUUCCAACAUCCUAUCUUUGUGAAGCAGGGUUUUCUGCAGUAACAGCAACCAAAACAAGAUUACGGAGUAGACUGGACAUAAGGAACACACUUCGGGUGUCAUUGUCGCCCAUCACCCCUAGAUGGAACUGUCUUGUUGCAUGGAAGCAAGCCCAGUGCUCCCACUGAUUCAGCAUUAUGGCUGUAGCCCGGCCCACAUACAUACACUGAUGAAUGAUUCUUCAGAGUGACAAGCCGGCGGCAGCAGUAAGUGACAGUCACAGCCUGACAGGUCAGCGGUCCGGUCACAGAAGGCGGGAGAAAACAGCCAGGAGCAGGAGGACAGGAGCUGCAGGCAGCAGUAGAGAAGAAGAUGGCAGAGCGCAGAGGAAGACGAGCACUGAGUGGGUCUGAGAGCAGCACCACGUCAGGUCCAGCAGACCAGCACCAGCGGUCCAGCGCCCAGCCCAGAGCCAGAGUGUGAGAGUGGUAGUGGUAGUAGUACUACUACUACUAGUUAGUAAGUUGUAACUACUUUGUGACUGAGCCGAGGUAAUGGAAUAUGGCUACUGUGGGGUCUGGGCCUGGGGCAAUAAAGGGGCAUUGCUUGGCAUAACUAGUGUGUGGAGUUGUGGAC
This is a messenger RNA of Bufo gargarizans (Asiatic toad), 1902 nucleotides long. RefSeq names its product SCAN domain-containing protein 3-like. The record is from RefSeq and is a predicted model, not a curated record. Lineage: Eukaryota; Metazoa; Chordata; Amphibia; Anura; Bufonidae. The transcript is spliced from 2 exons. The coding region runs from base 237 to 1454 and encodes 405 amino acids.